CCUCUAGCCGCCGUCGUUUGCCGGUAGAUAGAACAGACAGUCGCGUUUCGGUACGUGAGCUGUUCACCAAAAGAGACGUGUUUUCCUUAAAAGUGACCAAGUGACCAAAAUUUAGCUGAAAAUGGGUGAAUCGAGCAAAAUGUCGCCCCAGAUCAAGAACAUCCCGCGCCGUCAGGCGAUCCCGAUCCUGUACACCCGAGGAACACACUACGACGUUGGGUACGAUGUGGGUCGCACCUUUGCAGCGCUCAUCAAAAACUUUCUCCAGCUUUCUGGACCGUUGAACGACACGUACUUGCCGCUGUACAAUACUGAUGAAGGAAGAAAAGUGUACAACGCCACACUGGAGACGGUGAAGAAGUCGUUUCCGCAGUAUAUCCGUGAGCUCGAGGGAACGGCCGACGGUGCUCAGGUCGAGUUCCACAAGCUGUUCCUGCUGCACAUGGACGAUAUCUUGCCGGUGGCCGUCGAGGGCCGGAACAGCAUCAACCAACCCAUUGGAUGUUCGACCAUCUGCGUCAACGAGCCCGAUUGCGAAAUCCUGGCCCACACGGAAGACGCGCUGAGCGAGGUGCUGAACCAUUACUACUUCGUUUCGGCUCACAUCGUGUCGGACUCUCCCCAGGGUCGCUACAACGUAACCGAGGAACGCUUCACGUCACUCUGCUACGCUGGACACCUGCCGGGCUACACCAUGAACUACAACCAUCACGGGCUGGUGUUUUCAAUCAACACGCUGAGUGCGGCCCGUCUUCACGGCGGUAAAACUCCUCGACACUUUAUUACACGUGCUCUGCUGUCGGCGGAAAACUUUGUCCAAGCGCAACAAAUUCUGCGAGAUAACGGAGUUGGAGCUGCCGACGGGUGUUCGGUUAAUAUGACCUUCUUGAAGCAAGAAGGUGACCGCCUGUUCCACAACGCCGAGAUGGGCCCGGCCGAGCGGGACCAGUCCCAGCUGAACAUCCUAACCGUAAGCCCCGGCGAGUACAGUACACACGCCAACAUGUAUCUCCGGCUGCCGGUGCCCGAGGUGAAUGGCCUUAUAAUCGAUUCCAGCGUGGAACGUAUGAAGACGUUUAACGCGUUCAAGGCGCCAAAAACGCUGAACGACGUGAUCCGGAUGCUGGGCGAUCAGAGCGCCCAGGAGCACACCGUAUUCCGCGAGAAGGACGCCAAGGACAUCAUCAAGACGGUGUGCGUGGGAAUCUUCGACUGCAAGCGCCGCACGUGGUCACUGUACUCGGACAAUCCGAAGUUUAAUGCGCCCCUCGUGGUGAUGCCGCUGGUGAUCAAGGAUUAAUUCUUUUUUUAUUGUUUUAAUUAUAAUUUCGGAUUCGAAGGGCUUUGUGCAUUUAAGGAACACAGUACACACACCAUUUUGGAGCCAUUUAGGCCAAGACAACGUCUACGGGACGCACGUUGUUUGUUCAGAUGGAAUACUUGAACAUUGUUUUAUUAUCUAUUCGUUAUAUUUAUAAUUAAAGUAUAUGCUAGCUUUACGCA
This is a messenger RNA of Culex pipiens pallens (northern house mosquito), 1503 nucleotides long. RefSeq lists its product as uncharacterized. The record is from RefSeq and is a predicted model, not a curated record. The transcript has 8 exons. The coding region runs from base 122 to 1300 and encodes 392 amino acids. Lineage: Eukaryota; Metazoa; Arthropoda; Insecta; Diptera; Culicidae.